Molecule: messenger RNA, 1343 nt
Organism: Drosophila sechellia
Lineage: Eukaryota; Metazoa; Arthropoda; Insecta; Diptera; Drosophilidae
Product: zinc finger protein 878
Exons: 3
Coding region: 83-1327 (414 amino acids)
Biological process (GO): regulation of transcription by RNA polymerase II
Cellular component (GO): nucleus
Molecular function (GO): DNA-binding transcription factor activity, RNA polymerase II-specific; RNA polymerase II cis-regulatory region sequence-specific DNA binding; zinc ion binding
Source: RefSeq, a predicted model, not a curated record
AAUGAUAAACUAUUCUGUAAACAGAAGUCCAACUUUGUUUACUUGGUGAAACCUAAACAAUUGAGUUGAAACUGCAAAAAGGAUGACCACGCUGUGCCGCACCUGUGGCCAGGAGGCGGAGCACGCCAAGGCACUUUUCGACAAGGAGGCCAGAGAUGUCCUGAGCAACAUCCUCAAGCUGACGGGCCUUUGGUUGAGGAACCUGCCGGGUGUGCCCACGAGGAUCUGUUUAUCCUGCUUGCUGGAUCUGAACGAUGCCAUCGCAUUCCGGGAGCGCUGCAUCAGAACCAAUUCGUCUUGGUUCGAAAAGCAGGGCAAACAAGAGGAUUCGGACACUGAGACUGCAAAGGAAGGCGGAAAUAACAGGGUAGAAAGUAGGGUGUAUGUUAUGCCCAUUAGUACUGCGAAGCCGCAAAGGAGGAGGAUUCUGCCACAACGCAGCAAGAAAGUGGAUGGAGUGACUCUUAAAACAGUAGAAACCCCAAUUUACCCUUUGAUUGUCCCAGAAAUACCGCCUGCCGAUCUCGUAGAUCCUCUCCAGAGCGAGCCCCUGCUUUCAGCUGAUUAUCCAGAGGAGUUCAUGAAUCACGAAGAGGCAGAAUCCAAAAUGCCCCAAGUCAUGAAGGAAGAGCCCAGAACACCACAAGUCAUCGAGGAAGUACGGAAAAAGCGAAGAAAACCGAGGAACAAAGGGUGCUUAGAGGAGUGUCCUGGCAAGGACAUGGCAAGAAUAGAGAAUAUUGACUCAAUUACCAAUAAGACAAAAGAGGACAAGUAUGCCACACGAAACAAAUGCGGAGCUGCCAAAAAAGCCUAUGCACUCGAGCACAGACUAUAUUUCUGCGACCAAUGCGGCAAAACUUUUAGCGAGAAGGGCAACUUCAAUGUGCACCUCAGACGGCACAAGGGCACCAAGGAGUUUCAGUGCCAGGAGUGCGACCGCAUGGAGUUCACCCAACACCUGCUCAAUUUGCACGUGCGGAUCAAGCAUCGUGGUGAGCUGCCCUACGUGUGCAAGUACUGCGGCAAGCGAUUUGACAACUGCCUCAAGCGUCUGAACCACGAGCGCAACCACAAGGAGAGUCCCGUCCACCGACCACACGUGUGCUACACAUGCCAGAAGGCCUUCAAGACUUCGACGGCCCUGAAGGACCACAGCGUGGUGCACACGGGAGAACAGCCAUUCCACUGCGAGCUCUGCCAAACGUUCUUCAAUAGAAGGAACGCCCUAGCCACCCACUACAAGUCGAAGCACCAUCGUCUGAAAGUUGAGGAGCAGUCAAAAAACACUGUGGGUGGAGAUGCUACUGUCCAGCCGGAUGGGUAAAUCGUUGGUUUCUUGA